Messenger RNA from Lampris incognitus (smalleye Pacific opah), 1512 nucleotides. Its product is annotated as zona pellucida-like domain-containing protein 1. The record is from RefSeq and is a predicted model, not a curated record. The coding region runs from base 271 to 1512 and encodes 413 amino acids. The transcript has 11 exons. Gene Ontology annotation, cellular component: cell surface. NCBI's taxonomy places the organism in Eukaryota, Metazoa, Chordata, Actinopteri, Lampriformes, Lampridae.
ACGGGAGGGGGUUACGCACAUGGCUCUGAGCUCAAGUUUCACAAGGAACACUGGGAAUGAUGUAUUGAAACAUAUAUCCACCUUUCCCAAGGAUACUGGACUGAUGGGAAGGAUGUAUAUAUUAGGGACUCUAAUGCAACAGUAGGAGGCGACAAUGCUCCAUCUGGUUGCAAUGCGCCAAUAAAACAGAAGAAGAAGAGAGUCCCUGUGAACCAUUAGAGCUGUGAUCCAGGAUCGUUAGACUGGAAUAGGUGUUCAGUUUUGAGGACAAUGUGGCCAGCCCUUCUCCUGUGUCAGCUUGCCACGCUCCACCUCUCCCAAUCCUUCAGCCAUGUUUGCAUCUCACACCCAACAUUCAGGGAGCCAGUUAACACAGACAUUGAUGUGCUCUGCGGCACUGAGAGGGUGGAGCUCCAGAUCCUGCUGUGUCCCGUCUACUAUAAUGAAUACAACGAAUCGCUGAUGGCCCUGAACGCACAACAUUUCAAAGAAGAGUGCAAAGGGACUCCCGACUGGACAGCCGACCCACCUGUGCUCAAAUUCAACUUCUCCAUCAGAGAGGAAGCAAUUGCUGCUUGCCUCAACAAGCUGAUGAUCACUCAGGAGGUGGGGACUGGACUAUUCUCAGACUUCUCCCAUGUCCAGUUCAUCAAUAUCUCAGGCAUGAUCAAUUCCCUGGACACUGACACAGGAACCAUCACCUACCGCAAAGAGAUGACGUACAAGUUCUCCUGCCGCUAUCCGCUUCAGUAUCUGGUCAACAGCACCGAGAUGAGCACGUCCGGGACAAAAAUAACAAUCAAAGACAAUAAUGGAAGUUUCAUCAGCACACUAAGCAUGCAGCUGUAUGCGGACAGUUCCUACACUUCCAUGCUGCAGAUCCCUGCUGGAGGGCUGCAGCUCAAGACGAGGAUCUUUGUACAAGUGAAGGCCACUAACCUUACCAACAGAUUCAACGUGCUGCUUGACCGCUGUUAUGCCACAACUACCCCUUUCCCGGUCAACAGCGCCUACUAUGAUCUCUUUGUUGGGUGUAAUCGGGAUGGCCAGACUGUGAUAGGAGUCAACGGGCUGCAGCAGGAGGCUCGCUUCUCGUUUGAGGCCUUCCGCUUCAUCCAGCACCAGAACAGGACGCUGUCCACCUUCUUCCUGCACUGCGCCACCAGACUGUGCGAGCACACCUUCUGCUCCUCCCUCGUCCAGAAUUGUACCACACAUAUCAACUACAACAGCAACACCAGGAGGCGGCGCAGCGCUGAUGGCGCCCAGAGCACCACGGUGAGCAGCAUGGCCACCGUCAGCUCAGGCCCCAUCAACACCCGCGUCGACAACGGGUACCCUGUGGAGUCUGAAGUGGCUCAGCAGACACGUUCGAGCGGGACCUUGCUGGGCAUUGCCGUGGUAGCUGGUAUCAUAGGAGCCAUUUGCAUCACCUUGGUGGCUUGCAUCGCCUACCUCAUUUACAACUCCAGUGAGGCUUUCAACAAGAGUGCUCUCUACCAGCAAGAGUGA